UUCAGGACAACCCUUUCCCACUCUAUAUACUAAAAUCCUCCCUAAGUAUUCUUCCAAAAAUAAAACAAAAAAAAAAAAAAAAAAAAAAACCAAAACAAACAGACAUUCCCUCAAGAAGAACACACCCAGAAAAAUGGAGACUUACAGAUCCUCCAGCAGUAGCCCCUUGUGCUGCAUUGCCCUAUUCUCUCUGCUUCUGUUCGCCGGAAUCGGCGCUUCCGCCGCCGUUGCCGCCGCCACGGUGGCGGCAGCGAAUACGAGAAUUCACUACCACGAAUUUGUAGUGCAGGCGACGGCAGUAAAGAGGCUGUGCAGGACGUGGAGCGCGAUCACCGUCAAUGGGAUGUUACCGGGGCCGACAUUGGAAGUUAAUAACGGGGACUCGUUGGUCGUCAAGGUUGUCAAUCGAGCUCGUUACAAUGUUACGAUACACUGGCACGGCGUUCGUCAGCUUCGAACGGCGUGGGCGGACGGUCCCGAAUUCAUCACCCAAUGCCCGAUCAGGCCGGGCGGGAGUUACACAUACCGGUUUACGAUCCGAGGGCAAGAAGGCACGCUCUGGUGGCACGCCCACAGCUCGUGGCUCAGAGCGACCGUUUACGGCGCUCUGAUCAUUCGUCCAAGAGCCGGAGCCUCGUAUCCGUUCCCGAAACCGAAGCGCGAAACGCCUCUACUUCUCGGGGAAUGGUGGAACGCCGAUCCGGUGAGCGUCGUUCGACAAUCCACGAGAACCGGAGCUGCGCCGAACAUCUCGGAUGCUUUCACAAUCAACGGCCAACCCGGCGACCUCUACGACUGCUCAAGCAAAGACACGGUGAUAGUUCCCGUCGAUGUAGGCGAGACGAAUCUUCUCCGAAUCGUCAACGCCGCCCUCAACCAGCAACUUUUCUUCAAAGUCGCGAACCACGACCUCACCGUGGUGGCCGCCGAUGCCUCCUACGUCAAACCCUUCGUCACCUCGGUUCUCAUGCUCGGGCCGGGCCAAACGACCGAUGUUCUGAUCACGGCUGACCAGCCUCCCGCCCGAUACUACAUAGCGGCACGCGCGUACGCAACGGCUCAAGGCGUACCGUUUGAUAACACUACAACGACGGCUGUGUUGGAGUAUAUAUCCGCGCCAUGCGCCGCCAGGGGCGUCGUAAUUGAUCCCGUUGCGCCGGCGAUGCCGGCGUUCAACGACACCGUCACCGCAACUGCAUUCACAACGAGCUUCAGAAGCCCGAGACGGGUUCCCGUGCCCACCGAUAUAAAUCACGAUCUAUUCUUCACCGUCGGACUCGGCCUCAAUAAUUGCCCGCUGGGCGCGAGCCCUAGCAGCUGCCAGGGCCCGAACGGGACGCGGAUUACGGCGAGCAUGAACAACGUGUCGUUCGUGUUCCCGCCGAUCUCGUUGCUUCAAGCGCAUCAACAAGGCAUUCCGGGAGUUUUCACCCGCGACUUUCCCGGAAAACCUCCGGUAAGGUUCGACUACACCGGAAAUGUCAGCCGAGCAUUGUGGCAGCCGGUUCCCGGCACCAAAGUUUACCCGUUGAGAUUCGGCGACACGGUGCAGGUAGUGCUGCAAGGCACGAGCAUUUUCACGGCCGAGAAUCAUCCUGUCCAUCUCCAUGGCUACGACUUCUACAUCCUUGCCGAAGGAUUCGGAAACUUUGAUCCGACCACCGAUACCGCCAAAUUCAACCUCGUCGAUCCUCCUCUGCGCAACACUGCCGGAGUUCCCGUCGGCGGAUGGACGGUUAUUCGAUUUGUGGCUGAUAAUCCAGGGGUGUGGAUAAUGCAUUGCCAUCUGGAUGUUCAUAUCAAUUGGGGAUUUGCGAUGGCGUUUGUCGUGGAGGACGGCGUCGGAGAAUCGGAGAUGCUCGACGUUGCGCCGCCGGAUCUUCCCCUCUGUUAG
Andrographis paniculata is the source of this 1894-nucleotide messenger RNA. RefSeq names its product laccase-12-like. Gene Ontology annotation, biological process: lignin catabolic process. Gene Ontology annotation, cellular component: apoplast. Bases 134 to 1894 code for a protein of 586 amino acids. The transcript has 5 exons. Gene Ontology annotation, molecular function: copper ion binding; hydroquinone:oxygen oxidoreductase activity. The record is from RefSeq and is a predicted model, not a curated record. NCBI's taxonomy places the organism in Eukaryota, Viridiplantae, Streptophyta, Magnoliopsida, Lamiales, Acanthaceae.